AUGACGGUGUGUUUGGUGUCAGGAAAGUAUGCAAAGACACCUGUCUUGCCCAAAGGCGAGGCCAUCGACUUGAAACUGAUAUUAAGGGGUGUUAGACUGGAGCAAACUGUGAAAUUUCUUGACAUAAUUGCGUCAAGCUCUCAAAGCCGAAGGGAGCCAGAGUACGCAUGGAAUGACAGUGCCGGUUCGUACGACACCGGUGCUGUUCGAAAACAGCUGGGUGCAACGUUGACUACGCCCGUACAAGAUACAGACGAACGCCAGAUCAUGUCGAUCGGCCCCGAGAGCUUGAGGUCAUCUUUAGCUGAAGCUAUGAGCAAGGAUGCGCCAGUGAAGUAUUACUCUUCCGAUUCCUGGAUCGACGAAUAUUCCAGGCCGCCCCCAAGGCACAUCACAUUUUGCCCAUAUUGUGAUUCACCACAGGAUGGAUACAGCGUUACGGAUCCCAUUUACACACAGCUCUUGACGGAAACACUAAACCAGACCGAGUCGCCCGCACGUGCCUUACAGGCGGUAUAUUUUACGCAUGCUCGAGCCGUGUAUUACGAUUAUAUUCAGAUGUUCAGCCCUGUCGGAACUGCGAGCAUCACCUCCUUUGAAACAACUUUGGUGCCAAGCACACACUGGGGCUACUUUUCAGUGAUGGGAGCCCUCGGCCUCUUCAUGGUCACAUUUGGCCUCGUCGCCUCCCUCUUCCGCUCUACCAGGUAUAGCUUACCAGAAAACGCCUGGCAUACCGUCGCCCAGAUAUCAGAAAGCCCUGAGCUAUCCGAGCUUCUUUGUGAAGUCAAGUCGGCGUCCGACGAUGCGGUGGAAAGCAUCAUCUACGGGACUACGUCUCCGGCUGGCUUGUCUGGUCAUUUGAAACGAUUAUACAAGACUUUCAAGACGCCUUCUUCACCCCUAUCAUCUCUUAUCGGGCCUCGAUCCCGGGACAAAGUCUCUCAGUUUGUCGUCCGUGACGGCGUGUUCGUUCGCGUCGUGGGGGCCGAAACAAACUCGCGACAGGAACUAAGCGAGUUGCGACAUCGACCGGCCACGACAGAACUAGCACCACAGUAUUCACAAGGGUAG
Messenger RNA from Colletotrichum higginsianum IMI 349063, 1074 nucleotides. RefSeq lists its product as uncharacterized. The record is from RefSeq and is a predicted model, not a curated record. Lineage: Eukaryota; Fungi; Ascomycota; Sordariomycetes; Glomerellales; Glomerellaceae. The transcript has a single exon. Bases 1 to 1074 code for a protein of 357 amino acids.